UGAACGUCAAGACAAAAGGAUCAGAUCUCUAAGUUCUGGAGAAGUGCUAAUAAGGUUGGUAUGAGGCAUUUGUUGGACGAAUGAGUGCCUUUGUUUGGUUCUGUGUUUCAAGCCAGAGUUGAGAUCACUUUUACCUUUAUUGCCCUUGAAAUCAGUGAUUUUGUGUUCUUGGUAGCCAAUAAUCCUGAAAUGUGAGGGGUAGGCUGUACGCGGUAAAUGUAAAUGAAGUGCAUGUCUAUUUUAGGUAUCGCUUUUUUUCUUUGUAAAGGUCGUCUCUUUCUCCUUUUUUUUUUUUAUAUUUUCUUUUUUUCCUUUGUCAGUAAAUAAGGAAGAUUUUAGAAGUUUCUGUAUAUCACAUUAUAUGAAUAUAUAUUUUCUAUAAUUAAUUCAUGUGUUAGACUAUUCAUGAAAAGGUGCAAUUCACGGCUACAAAAUAAGUACAAGGACUACCACAACUUCACAAAAAAAUUCAGAAUAAAUUUGCUCUUUUUUGACCACCAAUGUGAGUAUUUCUGUUCGUUGAUUUUUACCGCUAAGUUUGGCGGUUUUGCGGGUUUAAUAGGCCUCACUUACCCUCUUCCUCUUCCCCUGUGAAAAGGUUCAUUUACGAAAGCCUGAUAUUCCUUUAAAAAUCGUCUAAGGGAUUUUUUUUCAUGUACAGGUAUUCAUCGGGCAACCAAGAGCACCUUUUUGAAGUGGAUUUUCAUUGUCUUUUCUUUUUACAAGUUGUGCCACUUAUUCUUAUAUUGCAGACCAUUUAUUUUCAUUCCUGUAUAAGAUAUAAAGUACAGUUUUUUGGGGGUUAAAAGAGAACGGAAAAAAAACUACUUGUGCUCGACCACUGCAGUGCUUAUGCAAACUAAGCUUAACGUUAACCCUUGUGUUUUGUAAAAAAAAUGCCAGUUUUCAAAACAAACCCUUUGACCCAAAGUCUACCUCUGACAAACUGGACAAUAUUGCGAGGUACCCAAAACGUACAGAAACGGAAUCCUAAAUAUUUGACAGUAACUUGCUUUCCCUAUCCAGAUCAUAAAUUCGCUUCUAACACUUGCAUCUUUACGUUGCAGUUAUUGGUCAGGAAAAACCUCAUUUUGUCUUUGAAGUGAUCUCGAAGCAAUGAAUAUUGCAUUUGUUUUGCUGUCGUUUCUUCUUGCUUCACACGUAGAAUGCCAAGGUAUGUUGUUACAACCACAUUUAAUGGUGAAGGUUUAGAGUAUCUUUAACCUCUUCUACUAACUUAAACACGUAAUUUAUGUUUUAGGAGAAAGCACAACAAAGGCAAAACGACUUGCAGUCGCAGAGGAAACUUUCGACGACAACGAGAGCUUUGAAGAGGUAGUGUGUCCACGUCCUUUGGGCGCUCAUAUAUCCCUUCCAUAGAUAAAGUACCUUUGACAAUAAUUCGUUAUUUUUCACGUUUUUGCGGAUAGUCACACGUCUUUGUUAACACUCACCCCACCCCUCACCCCUACUCAAAGUUGCUCCUUCAAGUUUUGACCAUGGUCUUGUGUUUCUGGCAGCUUUUACAAAGGGAGGAGGGUGGGGGGAUUAGCAAGCACAAAAUAAGGCAAGAUUUCUCAAGUGUUUUUGCAACAGGUUGCAUCCCUCCCUAAUGGGGGUCGGCUGGUUAUUUAAGAUUUACCAAGAAAAGUACGUUCUGUUAAUGUCAACUCCCGUUAUUUACUCCCGCUAUUUUUUCUUUUCCAAGAAGGUUAUUUAAUAUUUCAUUAAUGAUCAUCCUGUUUUAUUUUGAUGCGUCUAAACUUCCAACUAGACAGUAGAAUCUGACAGCAGUAGUGUUAGUGAUGACGAUUUCCAGGACGAACUUGAAAGCGGAAACUUCAGCAAGCCAGUUGUGAUAAAGGUGAUAUAUUUUUUUAUAUUAAAUACCAUUUUCUGACGGUUGACGGUUAAAUUUUAGACCGUUUGACGGCUGAUGGUUAACCCCAUUGAGAACCUUCAAUAAGGAAGCCAAUCAAAUAAUUGUAGUGGUAGGUGUCACCUUAUUUUCAGCUGUACAAUGAUUUCAAUACUAUUUGGCUCGGUUCGCAGGAAAAACCUGGGACAAAGCCAAAGGCUAAGCCAGACUCGGAGGAUGAUAAUGCUGAUGAGGAAAGCGAAGGCGAAGCAGCCAAGACAGAUGAUAAGGGAGACACCGAAUUAAUUAGAACCGAAGGCAAACCAGGAUGGGUGGAGAAAGUCUUGAAAAAGGUUUGGAAAUAUUUUGCCAUUUGUAGAAGCUACGAAAAAAACCGAGAGGUUGCUACAUGCCAUAUGAGAUAGACAACCUAUGCAAGUUAUAUGUGCUCUGAAUAUUUUCAUUUCUAAUAGUUCAUUGGCUUGUAAAAAACUAAAUGAGACUCAAAUGGGUUAUCUAAAAGCAAAUACUUGACAAUUCCUCUCUCAUUUAUGAAAUACACAACGCUAAUUUUAUAUUCAACUCAAAUUUGUAAAGAAUUAUUUCACAUAAUCAGUUAGUAGGAACCUUGGGAAAGAACCAAUCGCGCAUACAUAUCUAAUUAAUGAAAAAGAAAAACUUCUCUUACCACAUUUAUUAAAUUGACAUAUUCCUGGACAUAUUUCACUGAUUUUUUUUAGGCAAAAGCUAUACUGAAAAAAAAGGAAAGUGAUUCAAUGGAUGGAGAAGAACACACGUCGGGAAGCCCGACAGACACACAGUUGGACGAGAGUAUGGCUGCACUGUAAAAACUUCCUUAUACUUUAAGAGGAUCUGGAUGGAAUUCGAACUGACAACUGACAAAUGGCCUAAGAUUUAACUGACAACUGACACAUGACCCUUUCCCCACCCACCCCACCCCAUCCACACUCUCCUUUAAGGGUCUUGAUGUCACACUCUAUGAGGUCUUGAACAAGCCAAAUUCCAAGAAUUUUAUCUGAAAUUUUACAUCACAAUUGCAAAACUCGAUGCCACUUAUUAGUGGUAAACAUAUAGUAGACACCCGAGUAGGUGUCCUUAAUUAUAAUUAAACCAGAGUUCGUGAUAUAAAUUGGUGAGAGUUCAUUUUCGUCAAAGUCUGUACUUCAUUUGAGCCACGAAACUAUCUGUUAGCGCACCGUAAUUGUUAGGGAGUUAUUAUACCUAAAAUUUUUACUCCAUUUUUGGAGUUACAGGAUAACCCCUUUUUUAGGGUUACUUUAACUCCUAAUUUAACUCCAAAUUUGGGGUCAUUUUUACUCCUGCUAAAAAAGAGUUUUUUUUACUCCCAAUCUGGAGUUAAAAUAACUGCCAAAAUGGGGUGAUUUUUACUCCCUACAUGGGUUGUUUUUACUCUUUUUCGAAUUAAUUUAACUCUGAAAGUGGAGUAAAAAUUUUAGGUACAGGCAAGAGACUAUAAAGGGGACAGAGAGGGCAUCCCCCAUAUACACCCUAUUCCAUAGGUAAUUCGUCUCGAGUUAUUUUUAGAAUCGGAAUAAAGUUACCUCGCGCGAGGCGUGGAUGUUUCGUGGAGGUUUCGCAUAACCAAACGCCGUGCAAAACAUGUCGGGCGAGAGGCAAUGAAAGCGUAAAAAGAUCGAGAGCAUUCCUGAAUAUUGAAGCGAAAUGAGUCGGCGCUCACCUGGGAAAAAGGAAUCGCUGGACUCUUUGACAACCCGUGAAAUCAGUUAAACUCGAAGUUGUCGUAACCUCAGUGCUUUAAUAAAAUGAGAAAUUUCGCCGGUCUAUUGAAACCAGUCGUUUGUACAAUUUAGGGAGUUUAAGAUCCAACGACGCGGGCGACAACUAGAACGUCAAAAAAACAAUAGGUUUAAUUAGCAAAACAACAACUUCGCACGUGCAACACACUUUCGUGUUCAUUUCUUUCCCGUUUUUGUACGACUACGACGUGAAAAUGCCUAAUUUCGCUUUUUAUGGAGGACGUAAAUAAGCAACGACGAAAUUUUAUUUCUCUUUCUGAGUUUGAAUAUGGUCCCUUGAAAUUCAGCUUUAGGAGGGUUCGCCUACAAUUGACAAAGUAAGUGGGUAGGAAUAAUCGCUAUAAAGACUGAAAAAAAUAAACAUCAAACCAGAAAUUGCUCUCUUCAAACUGUAAAUUAUAAAUGAUCCUGAGAGAAUAUUCAGUGAGUUAAGGAUUUCCCUGCUCUACUGUUAGCUCUAUACAAGAGAGGAAGGGCGAUUCUUCUUUAAUUUCGGUUUCGCUGACACAGCUUUCGAAGAAAUCUCGCUGUAGUCGUUUUCGUCGACAAAAGGAAUAGCAAAAUCGCUCUCCGCGUCUUCCUCUAUUUUGUUCUGCGUCAUUUCGUGAAGGACGCGUGGCUCUCAGCGUGGGUCAUCCACGCGGAACACAUUCGCGCUAUGAGAUUUGCUGUUGUCUAAUCCCCCUUGAGAUCUGUGGUGUUAAAAAUAACUCGAGACGAAUUACCUAUGGAAUAGGGUGUAUAUGGGGCUGCCCUCUCUGUCCCCUUUAUAGUCUUUUGGUACAGGAUAACUCCUCUUUUGGGGUUAUUUUAACUCCUCAAUAUCUUGGGUUAUUUUUACUCCUGAAAAAGAGUUCUUUAAACUCCUUUUAGGAGUUUUAGGAGCGAAGUGCUUGUUAGGUGCUUUGUCCCUCUAUUUCUUUUUCGUUUAAUGUUCUCUAUCACGUGUUUUUUCUUUACGGUUUGUUUGUAUCCCUCACUCCCUUUUUGAUCUCUCAAAUCACCAAAAAGUCCUUAAAAGUUACUUAUCUUAACCAUUAUGACCACUUCGGCUAUUUUCUUUUACUGCCCUCCAUCUAGUUCCAAGUGGCCCUUUCAACACACUGAAAAAUGCCUUUGGGACAUUGGGAUCAAAAGCCACGGGCGCCAGGAAAGGUCUGACUGCGUUAAAGGGAAAAUGGAAUACGCUUUCGUUCGGAGACAGAGCGGUUAUGACGCAGACCCUUCAAUCCGCUGCCUCAAACAUUGACAAGUUUGCUAAAGCAGGAGACGAUCCCAUAGGUGCAGUACAGGGAGCACUCAAUAUGGUCGGUCAGUUUGCAGCACUUGCUGGUCCCACUGGACAAAUUGUUGCCGUAGCUUUGAGCUUCGUCUCUGGGUUUCUGAGUCUUUUUGGAAUAGGAGGAAAGAAAAAGAAAUCUAUCGGGCAAAUCGUAAGAGAAGAAAUAGACGAGGCAUUGGCUCAGUUUUACGAGCAGGACCUCAGUAAUCAGGCUCGAGGUAUCGCUAAAACAUUCGACGUUUCGAAGGCAUACGUGGAUAGGCUUGCUCAGUCAGGCAAUAAGCUAACCGAAGCCCAAGCAGCGUCUCUUGAGAGGAACGUGCCACUGUAUCUUGGCCUUGAAUUUAUGGGAACAUUGUCAAGUGAGAUAGAACGCCUUCUUCGGGCUAAUAAGAGAAACGAGGCAAAAAAGACAUUGAGAUACAUCGAGCUGUAUGCAAAGAUGGCAGUUCUGAAGGACGUGAUUAUGCAGGAGGUGGCCACUUUGUUGCCAGACGAGCUUGAACCCAACCGACAAUCCUUGUUUGCCGCUCAGAUCGCUCUACGCGCUCAGCAAAAGAACCUCAUUCAAUUUCUUCGUGCUGGUCGUUUCGAUAAGAGUCAUAAUAAGAUGGCGGUGAAUUACUUUGACCCAGAUGUGAACCCAGUAACAGAUGCCUAUAUGACCGCUGUGUUGAAAAUACCAGAUUACGAUCGUUCCAUGGCAGGAAUAUGGUGUCUAACGCCAGCCAUUUCUCGUGAAAGGGAAUUGCCGAUCACUUGGCUUAGAAGUCAUGACAGCUUAAUGGAGGGCGGUCAUCCUUACAUCACUCCCUACAAUGAAGGCUGCUUUUGGAAACUCAUCCCCCAUGGUAACCACCUCUAUACAGUUGUCAACACCUACGGAGGUCGUAAGUACGACUACUAUGGUCAGUACAUGUCGUUUGACACAUUAUCCGGGGACAGAAGCAGACUGACAGUGGAGGGCGACGCAGAUCUUUGGGAAAUCUACGGCGUUCAUCAAAAGAGGUAACUAAGUCCGGGAAAUUUUCACAAGCAUCUCUCUCUCCCGUACUCAUAACCACGAAUGUAAAUCAAUUACAAUCAAACCGCCUUUUUUAUCCACCUAUCAGUUAGAUCACAUUCAGUGAUCUUCAGGGUGACUAACUAGCUGUUAGCGUAUCAGAAACGUAGAUCACUUUUUAAAUUGCUGAAUUGCCAAGGCAAGGCACGUGUAACACAACUGAAAUGACUGCCUAUUUUAAAAAGCCUAACGAAAAUGUUACGUCAUCCCUUGCGCACGCCCACACCGGUCUUUCUGUUCUGGCCAUAAAAAUCAUCAUCUUCAGGAAGUCCCGUCUGUUUAAAUUAGAACUUGAAUGGGCGGUUUUUAGUUACAAAUUGCCUUAAAAAAGUUAGAAAGUUAUUCUAAAAAGAAAAAAGUUGCACGAAAUCCGAAAAGUUGCUCGAAGGACAAGUUGCUCCAAAUCUGGAAAGUUGCUCAAAAGUUGCCGAGCAACUUAUGGACAGCCCUAAGUCCCGAGGCCGGGCGAAGCGUUCUUAAUUUAUACAUCCAUUGUCCUUUCUUAUUCCUCAACUCUUUCUCUCCUAUGGCCCUGUCUAUCAACUGUAUACUCACAUGUUCUAGAACGUUUUAGUAUACACACAUGGGCCUUUUGAGGGCCCAAAUAUAAUAUUGGCUGACUUUUUUUUAUAGACUUAGAUAAUAUCUUUACAGGAUCCGCAGUAAAUGGGGCUGUGACUCGUCGGGUAACAAGUGGUGCAAUAGACAGAUACAACCUCAGGUAGAGUCAACUGGAGGGUGGAGUCCGAAGAGAGUAACCACCUUUGGUUUGACUUCAAGUAACGUUGGUUAUAUUUGGUGGAUCACAAAGGUACGUGUAAACAAAGUCGAAGGUCGAUCUCAAAAAUAAAUAAAUAAAUAAAUAAAUAAGUACUUAAUGAAAUAAAUAUAAAAAUAAGACACUAUUGGGGUAACUGAUGACGUCAUUUCCAUAGGAUUGUGAAAACAAAAUAUAUUAGCGGAGCUCUCGCGCGCAAAGCGCGCCUGCCGAGCACCAUGGGUAAGUAAAUCUACCCAUCCCAGAAAAUUUGGUAAUCACGUGACCGUACACCGUCCGCCCGCCCUCCCGCUGCCCGUCCGUCCGCACCACAGGCAUACCAAUAUUUACUCUCACACUUUCUAGUUACUUUGGGAGCCCAGGAGAAAGCUGAUUGCACACCAAUGUUGUCAUCAAUUGACAGCUGUCAAAACAGGUUAUCCGCUGACCAGUAUCACCUGACCGUAUCGCGGGCUCAGGUGUCGACCCAUCAAGGUCGAGUAUUUUUUUUUGAAGUUAUCCGCUGACAAUUUACUCGUUUUCAAAUGAUUGCAGACUCACGUUUACUUGUCAUCAAUUGACAGCUGUCAAAACAGGUUAUCCGCUGACCAGUAUCACCUGACCGUAUCGAGGGCUCAGGUGUCGACCCAUCGAGGUCGAGUAUUUUUUUGAAGUUAUCCGCUGACAAUUUACUCGUUUUCAAAUGAUCGCAGACUCACGUUUACUUUUUUUAAAAUUCAUAUCAAAUAUGUUGUGUUUAUGUCAGUAUCGCUCCUCACUAUACGAUUUUGAUUUCAAACUGACCUCAGACGCAAAAAUUCAGCCAGUUUUUUAAAAUACAGUUGGGGAAGACCUUUUCUAACCAUGGUCACGUGUUGGUCACGCUCCACGUCCAAUUUUUAUGCUCUGAUUGGUUAAAAUUUGACAGGUGUUUUCAGGCGUAAAAUUUAUGCAGCAUCUUAAAAGUUGUUUACUUUGAAAGCUGAAGCUGACCGAGUUUUGAGUCAACUUGUGAUGUUUUUAACUUCUUUUUCCACUGGAUGUAAAAAAUGACAUACAGCUGCUAUCAAGAGUGUUCUCUUAUUCAUGGCUGGCUUGUUUAUUGGGUUUUUGGUUGAGAAAUGCGUCGCUUGUCAAAGCAGAUAAUCCGAUUUCGGAUGGCAUCGUGUUUGUUUUUCACCUUGCUGGAUGCGUACGAGAAUUAUAAGGAUUAUAAAGGCUCCAGCGAUCCUUGCCUUACCUGGUAGCUUUCAGGAGCUGCAUCUCGAAAUAUGGUAAGCCUGAGUAAUUAUUGUAUUGUAUCUUAUUUCAUGAAGUCCAGCGGCGCAGUUUAUGAAGCUAGUUUAUGCACGUUUGUAUUAAGAUUUGACUGAGACACUGAUCUGACCUAGCCUGUGAAAACAUCCAUUUCUCCUCGCUCUUCGCCGCAGGGGACGUUUCGCGCGGAGGAACGUCUGCGACUCGGUGGCAAAAAUUCCGUACUGAUGACGCAAAUCAAUGUUUACAUAAUAAAUCCGGUAGUCAUGGGGUUCCAAAUACAAAUUUGUACAGUUUUACGUGUCUUCUGGUCGAUUUUGGUAAAUUUUUGCGUUCAUCUGCCAACGAGCUCCAGCAGAACUCAAAUACUUCUUCUAGAGAAGAAUAUAUUCAACAAAUAUUUACUGUUUUGCUAGAGAUUCUUCGCGUUUACAUUUGACCUCUGUGGCCUUUUGUCUUUUGUCUGUCAUUCGUAAACAAUAGCUAAAACAAUGUAACUACUCCGUCGACCAAUCAGCGCUUCUGACCAGAUUCCGGACAGAUUUUACGUCAUCAGUAUGGAAUUUUUGUGGCUGAGUCGCAGACGUUCCUCCUCGCGAAACAUCCCCAGCGGCGAAGAGCGAGGAGAAACGGAUGUUUUCGCAGGCUAGAUCUGACCUAGUAUGAGGUUUGAUAUAAGCUUAAAAGCUUACAGAACUUUAAAAAGCCUUUAGUCGAUACUAAUUCCCCGUAAAUAGAAAGAAAAAACUUUCCGAAGAAUACCAGUUAUAAUUUUGGCUGUAGAAAGAAAGCCUUGAGCGAUUUUCUUGUCGUGAGUUCGUCUAUGAAAAAAGCAAACACCGGGAAACCGGCGGCUUAAAACAUAAACUUAAUCUUUAAGCUUACUAGUAAAGACUUGAGGAUUCUUAGGGACACUUAAAUACUCAUUUGUUUUCUUGAAUGAAAAUUGUUGUCUCUGUAAAUGUUCUACCGAAUUAUAUUUCUUUAUUGAUUGUUGGUAGUCUCAAAAGUCACACUGAAAAGUGUAAUUUUCAUCGCUUUGCUGUUUGUUUUCAGGCGUUCAUAAACAUCGCUUGCAGGAGUACUCAAAAUGCCGAGCGUAUCAAACGCUUUUUAAGAUAACACGUCGUUAUAAAACCAUUAAAAAAAAAUUCUUUAUCACGUUGAAGCGUAACUCUUUUAAAAUUUCUUCGCAAAUUUGGCGCUUGUCAAAAGUUAGAACCGGCUGGCCGUAUAGGUGAUUUUGGACAUUUUUUGAACGGUUUCGCUAAUUAAAAGUCCACGCGUGCUCGAUGGUCCUGAGCAUUGAAUGAAUGCAAUUUGUCUUGAAAAAUUGUGAAAUACUGCAUUUUAUACGACGUCUGUAUGAUAAAAACAGUGCUCAUAGUACUCUUUCUCCUCAGAUGUGGAGUAUAAAAUAAAUAAAUAAAUAAAAGAAUGGUUUGCACGCACCCAGAUUUAUUGGGAAGAAUUUGUAAACUUGUCGAACGCAAAAAAUUCGGCCUGAUUUGUUUUCCAAGAAUUUGUUUUCCACGCCUUAUCUACUGUGAUCAAGAGCCAUUAUUGCUCUUAAAUGUGACCGAAGACUAUUUUUUGGGNAGAAUUUGUUUUCCACGCCUUAUCUACUGUGAUCAAGAGCCAUUAUUGCUCUUAAAUGUGACCGAAGACUAUUUUUUGGGUGUACAUAUGAGGCUAUGUCAACGUGAUACAAGAUUUGUUUCACUCCAAAAUCAUUUAGCUUUUCCCUCAAAAGUCACAUGAAUGUGCCCUUAAGUUAACUUAUUUGUGGAACGCAAAAUUAUUGUUUGAUUUAAGUUAUAAAUUUAUUAAUAGGAGCUUCGCUUUUAGCUGUGGCUAAAUCUAUAUUAUAUAACCCAUGUCCGCUUUCUGCGGUGCGAAACAGUUUUUGGUAUAAAACUCCAGAUUUAUGGCUUAUUUUGUUGAGCCUUACAGGAAUUCGGGGAAAGCUUUCACCUUAAUUAUAAUUUAAUUGUAUAAUAACUAUCAUUUUUCAACAGCAAUUGUACAGCUCGGAGCAUGUUUUCCUUUCUAAUCUUUAUUCGCACAGGGCUAAGGAAGUUAUAGUGAGUGUUAAGAUAGUUGUCCGGCAUAAGGGAGGUGGGACAGUUUUUUUCCGAUUACGAUACAAGUUUCUAGACCGACUUGGUGUGUGACGGUGUCCUUGUGAAGCCACGUGGUCACAUAAGAUCUUACGGAUAAGCGAUUAGGGAAGAUUAGCGGGAUCACUUUAGGUUUCUUGGAAUCUGCCCAUCUACCCCUCCCCUAAGCCAAUAUUUUGCUCUAAACGAGAAGUAAGAGUUAAUGUUGGCGUAGGGGAGGGUGCCGUCAAAGAGGAAGGAGAAAAGCACGCAAGGCCAAUAAUACCAAUGGCUAUCAGUUAAGAUACCUUCUAUGAUAAACGAGUUUUUUGUGUGUUUUUCUUAUAAUCUAGCAUAGAAAUAGUUCUAGGAUUGCGGUUCCUGGAUGGCUUCUACAAUUUUUACUUAGUCCUAUUAAUGUUUAUUGUCAUUAUCAUAACCAUUAUCGCCAUCAUUAUCAUUAUCAUAAGUAGAUCGAAUAACAUACAUGCACGACUCAGAAGCUUUCUUACCAGGCAACUUGCUUAAGUAAGUGGCUUAAAGGAAAUUACUUGGAACUUUGUCGUCAGUUUUGCGGUUAAACGCACCUGACAAACGACUUAUGGACGAACUCAACAAAACUGACAACAAAACAUUGACUCUGAAAAUGAAACAGCCCAGAACCGGGCUGGGGUGAUGGGAAGUGUACUUUGGGUGGGGAGGUGACGUUUGUAGUCGAGAAACUUUAGCCUAUAGCUGAAAUCUAUGACUGAACCUGUGCUUUUUUCAAGAAAAUAUAGGGUGCUCAUUUCUGUUGCUGUGAUACACUGAUUUGAGAGUAGAUUCAAAUUUGUCAAUUACAGUCAACCAAAUUUUCUGAUUUCUAUACCCCUUGAUCCGAAUUAAACUUUCUGAAAACCAUACCCUUGACAGCCGUGGGUAUAUAUGUAGCCCGUAUAUGACAGUUUCCCUUCUCCCCCUUCCCCGGACUAGGUAAGUCACACGUCAGUCAGUGGUUACACUCAUCUGGCCGAUUAAAUCCCACUUUGUAUGUAUUAUUAACGCAGAGGUAAUUAUUGACCCUGAGCGAGUAAUCGUAGAUUUUAAAGAAUGAUCUGACUUUUAAUUUUACCGAAUUGACCAUCUUUACUUGCAUCAAAGAGAGUUUAGAUAAAGUAAUGUUACUAAUUAUUUAUUCUUAGAAACCCAGGGUCUAGAGAAAUCCCAUUAGAGACAAGGAAAGCC
This is a messenger RNA of Porites evermanni, 11339 nucleotides long. The record is from the annotation of a GenBank genome assembly. NCBI's taxonomy places the organism in Eukaryota, Metazoa, Cnidaria, Anthozoa, Scleractinia, Poritidae.